Galdieria sulphuraria is the source of this 6767-nucleotide messenger RNA. RefSeq names its product myb family transcription factor. The transcript is spliced from 2 exons. The coding region runs from base 96 to 6746 and encodes 2216 amino acids. The record is from RefSeq and is a predicted model, not a curated record. NCBI's taxonomy places the organism in Eukaryota, Rhodophyta, Bangiophyceae, Galdieriales, Galdieriaceae.
UUUCGCAUUGUUACAGGCUUUUGAAUUUUGGCGCGUUCGGAGUGACUUUCGGUGUCGUUAGAAGAAAAGUUGUUAUCUAUGACAUGAGAUAGCAUAUGCCUACAAAGAACAUAUGUUUCUCUUUACAAGAAUAUGGAGAGAGGUAUGUGGAACUCAUCAAGUAUGCUCGUGAGUUAGGACUGGAAGUUUUAUCGCGAAGUUGUCUCGUCUAUCCAAAGGAUACCAUACUGCUCGCAGACUUACCUUUGAGGAAGACCGUAAAAGUUGUAUCUGCAGUGGCCAGCGGUUUAGUUAUUCUUCCUGUUCGAUUCCUCUUGGAAUGUCGUGAUGCAGGAAAAAUCUUGAAAGUUGAGGGUUUUGCUUGGCAGGAACAAGAGUUAAGCGCAAGUUCCACUCAAUUGCUUUUAGAAGCUUCCAGAUAUUGGAGAAAAUGUAAAUAUGGUCCAUUACAAGACGUAUUAGUAUUCAUAGUGGGUGGAAGCAAACCAGAAGUAAAAAACCACAAGGCUAUUGUAGAAGCAGCUCAAGGUAAACUUGUGAAAAAUCAGCCCAUAUCUUUAGAAGAAAAAAGGAAUUUUUUAGUACUCAUUUUGGGCAAAGAGGGUAUUGAGUAUUCGCAGUGGAAGGCAUUGUGUAUUGAACAAUGUCUCGCCUGCUGUUCAUCAUUUUUGCUGUUUGAACUAAUCAUUAUGAGAAGACUACGAAACAGUCAACGCUAUAUUCCAUUCAGUGAAUGUGCUUCAAAUACUGUAGAUAUUUUAGGAAGACACCUUCCUAAACGGGAAAAUUCAACCCAGAGAAGAGAAGGCUCGAUAAUGAUUCCCUCCGACGCGAACUCAGAUAAAGACUCACAAAUUCAGCAAAAUUUAAGUGAUAAAAAGCAUUUCAAAAGAAUGAGUAGACAGGACAAUGAAUGGUCUUCUGUGCAAGAGGUACCUGGCGAAAGCAACAAUGCUGCUUUUCAGAGUGAACCUCACUCCGACCUGUCUCAAUCUACUGUAAUAUCACUAGGUCGAGGUUCGAAUAAGAAUUUUACAGAUACAACAGAAAUUUCUUUGUCGCAUGCUUCAGGGCAGAUGGAACAUGAAGAUCACCCAAGUCACCAUGGUUCCCUGAAUAGUGCUUGUUCUGUCUCUAGCUAUUCUUCUAGUAAUAUUGGAGCUCAGUCAUCAUCAAACUUUGACUUUGAUGAAACCGAUACUUUGGAUACUGAAUGGCCAAUCAUAGAUGGUUUAAAAAAUUCUAUUCAAAAUACGCGCACCGAUUUAUGCAUAUAUAACGUCUUAAGGAUAGCGCUGCGAAGCAUUGUUCGCAACCAUCAAAGCAGCAAUAGACAAUUGGGUUCUGAAAAAUGUCACAGUAGUCCAUUUAUUUCUCUGUUUGAGAUGGCAAGCACGUCUUUUAUAAGAGAAGAUACAAAUUGGAAUAUUCCUCUCGCAAGUAGAAAGAUUGAUACCGAGCUUAAAGACAAGAUAGGUAUUCGUGGAAGACCUGAAAAGCGUUUUUCAGAAAUUAGGCGCCAUCGUUUACAGAAGAUUGCCAAACAGUGGACCAAGGAGAAGGUUCAAAGUUGGUCAGCAGCACAAAUUACGGCAUGGUUGAAUCGACAUGUGAAUGCGAAUGCUUACUACUAUCGUCAUACAGAUCCUGGUGAUGGCAUCACUCAGUCACUUGGGAAGUGGGAUGAAGAAGAACAACAGCUAUUCUUUGCAGAGUAUGAGCGUUGGAAACGUAACGGUUGGCGAAUAGGAUCUUGUUGGGGCAUAUUUUCCCUUGCAAUACCUCGUCGAGUAGGUUAUCAGUGUUCCAAUUUUUAUCGUGAUUGUAUUCGUGAAGGAACUCUUGAGGAUCCUACUUAUGCUAUUUCUGUCGAAGAUGGUGGUGUUUUGAAACGUUUGCACCCGGAACUUGAAGAUAAGAAUCUUGUGCCACCACCUGAGGAACUCAACCAUCUUUCUGAUAGAUGGGAAUGGCCAGAAGUGAAAGAGAUGGAAAGACAAGUGGAUCUCUGGCUACAAGAAAUUCAUCCUAAAGUUGGACAUCAGAUGCGAGAAAUUGAUAGGAUUCGUAAAGGUUCAACCAUUACAAAUCGAAAUAUUAGCAGCGUUUUAAGGCAUCGUACGGUAGGUAAGAAAAGAAUAAGAGAAUCAGAAGAUACCAGAGGCAAUGUCGAGCUGGUUGAAUCUCCUAUCAAUUUAUCGCGUAGUGGAAACGUUCUUACAGACUAUAGUCGUCGUACUUUUACGAAAGUUGUAGGAAGCUCAAAAAAUAGUUUGAAGCGUAGAUUUUCUUCAUCCUCUAGUGCAGCGAGAUCCUCUCGCGAAAGGUGUGUUCAUGGUGGGUUUUCGGAAAAUAAGGAUGUUGUUACCCAAUUUCAAGAACAUGUUUCACAUCUGCUAUUGAAGUCGGUUUCGAAUGCAAGAGAAUUAGAGUUGCACUCUUCUUCAUAUCAUGCUCAUGCAGGCCGAAAGAUUGAAAACAUUGUAAAUAAGUUGAAGACCGGACUACCUGUAAAGGACUCCCGACAGAUAAACUAUUCGAUGGAGCUUGGAGGACAGUCUUUUUUCGACUAUGAAAAGCCCCAGAAAGCAGGGUCUUGUGGUCGAAAAGGCACUGCAAGAAGGCUUGGAAAUAUUGAUUCCAUAUCAAACGAUCAAUCGACUGGCAUUCAGCCUCUCUCUUUUUCGGACUGCAUUUCGAUAACGCGACAUAAUUUGGCACAGCUGGAGCCUUAUAUGAGUUUAAGAGAUGGCAGUAACAAUGCUGGACUAUGCUAUAAAGCAGAAAUCAAAGGUCUGGUUUUUGAUGGAGUAUCGUCACAAAGCGACCGGAACUUUUAUUCCAUUCGGAAAUUGUCUUUUCCUUCGUUAUCAAAACUUUUACCUUUGAUCAUCAAAUAUUCAGAAUUUUACAAAAGUUAUACCGCCCAGUACAAACUUGGUGACAUCAAUUUACCUGAUAUUAUAGAAUCCGGACCAGAGAAUUUCAUUGAGGCUAUUGUAUCUGCUAUACAAAAUUAUUUUUGUCAAGAAGUUUAUUCCUGUGAGAAAGUAGCUCGUUUUUUAAAGGGAUGUCUAGAGUUGUGGACGUUGAAAAAAACAGAAUGGGUCUCACUACAAAAGUUUGCUUCCUCAGAUUCCAUACCACUAGAGUUUGCAUUUCCCAGCCUGUCUGUUAUUUCUCAAACACAGCGAAACUUUCUGUUUGACUGUUAUUUUUUUGUAUUGGAGCUUGUAUUGCAAGGAGCCUGUUCUUUUUCUUUUUGUCAUGUGAUAUUUAUGGAUUUGGUGAAGUUUUUGUCCCGAGUUCCUGAAUAUCUUUAUCAGUCAGAAGGUAAGCUGUAUUUUGUCAUGAGAAAGAUAGUUCGAGUCUAUGAUGAAACUUGCCUUCUCAUUGAAGAUGGUGAAUCUUUUUGGAGCAAAUUCAACACAUUUGUUGAGACUUUCGUCGUGAAUGAUGUUGAUUGGUUACCUUCAUAUUCUUUGGAAGACAAGAUAGACUAUUGUUUAUUUCUGGUGACUCAUUUUUCAUUUGUCUAUUUGUUCAAAACAGAUUCAGAAGUUAUCGAUUUUUCUUCUGUAACCAAUCUUCCUACGGAAGCAAUGCCUAGCAACUGGGAAUUGGUGCUAGAACUUUUGAAGAAGUCUACCUGUUUCAAGGUUGAUGAUAUAUCGUUUCCAGAAAGGUCCCAUUUUGCAUUAUAUGUAUGUGCAUACUUAUCUCUUUAUUGGUGUCCAGAUGAUAGUUUUCUUGAAUGGUUGCUGACCAAUAUGAAUUCGCAUCUGAAGUAUUCUCUUGAAACCGGCAAACAACUUCCCUCCUGUUGCUUUGACUUGCCUAGUUUUUUCAAGGAGACUUUAUAUAGAUUCACAGAAGGUCCUCCUUUUGUGGCAUUUCCUUGUUACUCGAAAUGUUAUGUUUGCUUUUGGUUUAUUCGAGCAAAGAGUGUUUGGUUGUAUCAGACAAGCUCUGCUGUUCAGAAACAGUUUUGCUCUCAAAUGUUUUUAGUAAUAGAAGAAACGGCUGUUUACAGGACGACCGAGAUUUCAGUGGAAUUUUUGGAAUACUUUCAAUGUAUAUAUCGGCAUCUGAGUGGCCUCAUCUUGGCCUUGACUGGUAUUUGUGAUGAUUCGAUGAGAUUGAACGCAUUUAGAAAACUUUGGAGGCCACUUUUGGAAUCCUUAUCGUUUGAUCGAAAAUUUUACUUUAUAUUUUCACUUUUUCUAGAUAUUUGUAAAUUUUUAUUUUCAUCUCUUGUCAAUCCUGGUGAAUAUGCACCACGCCUCGUUGAAGAAUUGUGGCUAUUCUUGUCGAAACUGAUGAAGGAAUACAAAGAUUGUUUUCUAAUAAUAUCGGAGAAGAGCUCAAAGUUGAAAUCUGAUACAGCUUCGGCCUUGAAUGGUAUGAAGAAGGAUAUGUUGAGGAAGCAUAUGUCUAGUUUAGAACAUCUAGUGCACAAGAUUUUUAUGGCUUAUUCUGAAUGGUCAUUAAUCGAAUCAACUCUUUGUAGGAAGAUUCUUUGCUGUUUGGUUCACCCGGACACUUUUUUGUUCGAAGCUCAUCCUCUGUUUUUGGUAACUUGUCGCAAAACGAUGUUCCAGUUAAUUGAUAGAUUGCUCAAAUUUCUACUACAGGGCAUUUCUUCUUCAUAUGAGUCUUCAUCAAAAAUAGACGCAACAAGUGAAGAGGCUAUUUGGGACACGCUAGUUCUUAGUGUCAAUGAGGAAGCCUUUAUGCUGGCAAAGGAAUAUGGCAUGAAACUGUACACCCGACUAACUCCUCUUUUUGUUGCUAUCAUGUCUCGAUUUUUGACUUUUUUUUGUUUGCAGAAAAGUCAGAAUGCCUCCGAAAGUUCUUCUUUUUCAGCUACUUUGCCAGUUCCCACGUUUGAAGACUGCAACUAUAUUGUAAGACUAUCGGCUGACCUUUUUUGUCUUCUGAGCCGUUUAGGUUCUCUAAGUUGGAAGGAGAUAACAAGAGUAACAAUAGAUUGCAAUAUCAAUGAGAAUGUCAACUUUGCGUCGCGAGAUUCUUUAUGGACUUGUAUUAUUUACCAUCAACGUUUUCAAAUUUUAUUCUGGAGACAAAUACUGGAAUCUAGUGUACAUGAGUUUUUACCGCCCGCUCUAUAUGAAGAAUUUGAUUUUUGUGUGAUAAUAACUUGGCUAAGCUCGUUAUGUGGAUGGGAAUCUUAUGCUUCCAAUGUACUAAAGCGUGAAUCCUGUAUUGAGGAUAUGAAAUUUGGUGAAUUGAUAAUCCAAAGAUUUCCUCGGUUAUCAACAUUCAUUCAACCCACUGAAAGUGAAAACAACUCACUAAAUUCUAUUGGGAAACAUCCAUCAUUUGGUCAAGUGGAUGCACAGCGUGGUUCUUUGUUUGCUUGGACUUGUCAUCAGCUGGAAGAUGAAUGGCACAAUUGUAAACUGGGCUGGAGUCGUGAAUACCUUUCACUUGUUCCCUAUGUGAUGCGUCGUGUCAUUCAAAGUAAUGUAAACUCCAUCUUGAAUCAUCCUUCAGACCAACAACGACCGUUGCGUGCAAGUUACUUAGGAUUUGUGUGUAAAAUUUCUGCCAUUAUGAUACUGAAAUGCCCCUCUCUUUUACAAAGACCAAGACGUGGAAGUUUACUAUUUCCUCUUAUAGUGAAUAUUCGCCAGUAUAUGGAUCAUUUUUCAUCAUUCUUAGGAAACAACAGUCACAGAGAAAAGGUAACACUUUCUUGUCAAGUUUUGGCAUGGAUCCUAAAAGGAGUUGCUCGCUUACCUUUUGAAGUUGACUCAGAUAUACAGCGUCUGUUAGUUGGUAUUAUCCGUACCUGUUUAAGUCAGUUGAAUAGUUCUUUUCCAAUAGUAGAAGGACUUGUUAUGUAUCCAUCAGCUUCUAGUACCGAAGGCAGUGUUGAUAUACGGGAGACGUGGGAUCGUUGGUAUUUUUGUUCAUCUUGUGGUACUUCUUCGGGAACACUGGAAAGAACACGAAAACUUCGUCUUUGGUGUGUUCCUAUUUUGAAUUCUUUUCUUAGAGCAAGUGAAAAACAUGAAACUAUUUCAACUACUAUACAAUCUUUGCGAAGUGUAUCUUAUCGUCUGGUGAAAUUUGGUUGCUCUUCUGUAGAAUCAUAUACUUGGCUAAAGAGUUUGAUUCCUUGUCUACAUUCCACUUGGAAGUUACUAUGUCAAAGCUAUUGCGAAAUGCACGUUCGUAGCGAAAUUUACAAAUUAUUGGAUCGUUUAUUGUUAUUUCCUUUAUCUGGAAUGCCUGACCUUUUCGAAUUAUAUCUAUCCUUUUAUCAAUUAGUUGGAUAUUAUGUUUUGAAGGAAUCAGCGCAGAAUGUCGGUCUUUCUGCAUUUCGAAAGGCAUUGAAGAAGAAAAUUGAUCUUGCAUACAAUUAUAGUUGGAAACCUCUGGUCAAGGAUUUCGUCAGUGUUUCUGAACCAAGUGCAUUUAAUGUGAGAGAGGAUUAUACCGUAUUGAAUGCACAUAUCGCUGAAGAUUCAUCCUACGUUGCAAAUCACAAUCAUCAGAAUAGUUUUUACGAAUGGAAUACACUAGAUGACUUGUAUUUAGGCUGGUAUGUCGUUCGACACUGUAUCCAACGAUAUCCCAAGCACCCAGUAGCCACUGAAUGGAUAGAGUUGUUGUCUUGUUUGGUAGAUCAUUUCGAUGAAAGAAGAGCAAACAUGAUCCGGAAGGAGAUUUUAAAAUUUAGUUUUCAGAAGCCAUGGAAGCCUUGUUGUAUAGGAUAAGAUAAAUUCAAUAUUUCUCUC